This is a messenger RNA of Haplochromis burtoni (Burton's mouthbrooder), 7475 nucleotides long. It is a transcript of the gene cacnb1, whose product is annotated as calcium channel, voltage-dependent, beta 1 subunit. Bases 3270 to 5147 code for a protein of 625 amino acids. The transcript is spliced from 14 exons. The record is from RefSeq and is a predicted model, not a curated record. NCBI's taxonomy places the organism in Eukaryota, Metazoa, Chordata, Actinopteri, Cichliformes, Cichlidae. Gene Ontology annotation, biological process: calcium ion transmembrane transport; neuromuscular junction development; regulation of voltage-gated calcium channel activity. Gene Ontology annotation, molecular function: protein binding; high voltage-gated calcium channel activity. Gene Ontology annotation, cellular component: voltage-gated calcium channel complex.
CAGUAAACAAAAUAUUUUUUACUUGCAUAUUUAUGUUCACCUUUUUGGAUCAAUCAUGUCAUGAUCUCAAGCCAAAACACCCUCAUCAGGGACUUCUAACACCCCCACCAUGGACUGCUAUCCCUGCUGGAAAGAGGCUCUGCAGCACUUGGUGCAGGACCACCAGGUUAUGCACUUGCGUUUUUCCCGAGGUCAUCGGAAGUGCUGAAAUCUAAUUUGAUACCAUGUUUCUAUAUGUUAAUUUCACCGGUUGCUUUAAGCAUUGCAUUUUAUAUGGUAAUUUUGGAUUCUAUAUAUUUUUAUAUAUUUAGCAUAGGUGUUUAUACUUUCACCCUGUGUUGAACCAACUGCAGUGAAAUUUUGUUCCUUGUAUGCUUGCUGUGAAUGACAACGAGUCUGUCUGUCAAAUUAACAACCCAAAAAACAGACACAGCCAUCACUGCUUCGUGAUGCAACAUCAGUUUAGAAAGGCUGUUAUAAUAAAAACAUGACUUCUAAUAAGGACACAACAAGAUCCUUCGGAUAAUGUGAAAUCCAGCCUGAACUUCCUAUUCCUCUCUAACCCUAAACGUCUACAUGAAGCAUCUCUUACAGAGAAGGAACCCAAUUGUAUUUUCUGGAUUUAAUCACCAGUGAUGUCCAGUAGUUUAGUUUUUAAGCCGAUGCUGAUACGACUUCACGUUUAAAAAGAAAACAAACUGAAAGAAAAAAAAUCUGCGAAAUGAGGAUGACUAUAUUAAAAAAGAAGACUGCUAUUUCCCUCUGCAGGAGUUAAUAUUUAGCAGUCUAGCCCUGUUGGGGGGCCUCCCCACCUCUCCACAUGCUUAAGUGUAAACCAUAAAGUGUAAUUUACAGUACAGGGUUCAAUCCCUGAAGUAUUGGACAAUGUUGUUGUUUGCAUUUAUACUUGUGUGCUGGUAUGUCUACAUUGUCUGCCCACAAGUAAAACACAGGUGUUCAUAGUGGACUUGAAAUCCAAUAAUCUUGAACAACAAUUACUACAGGACAGAAAAUGCCAGAAACCAUUCUGAGCUGUCGGAGCUAGAAAAAUUAAUAAAACAACAUAUCUUUUGUACACUGUCAGAAUACUAACUAUUGCAUUACUGUAGUGAGCAUGCGAUUAGUGCUUUUACUGAAAUAUUAUCCUUGAGCUUGUCUGCCUACAAAUCACAGUAGAGAGCAGCAGCAAACCGAUGCACAGAACAGAGUGGGGAUAAAACACAAAAGGUCCUUUUGUUAUACCAGACAUAGCAUGAAAGUUGGAGUUGAGGUGGAGGUAGGUUGCAGAUGCAAGACAGCAAAUCUUUAUCAGAAUAGCUAUGAAAAAACAGAAUCAAGCUGUUGCAAUGACCCAGUCAAAGUCUGGACCUCCACCUGAUUGAAAUGAUGUGGAGAGCUGUGCAUACACGAAUCCCUGCUAACCUCAAGCAACGUUGUAAAGGAGAGUGGGCCAGAAUCCCCCCGUUUUCACAGUAGUCCCUGCAGUCGAAUCAAAAUUUUCUUUUUAACAUGAUUGUAUAUGAUCUUCCAGUUUGCAGGUCCUUGAUAACCAAAUUUAUAUUGCAAGAUGUGAGCUUUAUCUUGAUGGAAUAGCGUUGUGAGUUCACUAUUAAAUGUGCAGGAUCCCAUCAUUUACACUCCACAGAAGCAUACUCUGUGUGAUUAAUGUGAUAGAUAACUAACUGAUAACUGCUGUUGAAUAAAUUAACAUUGUGAUAUGAGAACUUCCACCUGAAUAAGACUCACCUCAGUGCAAAGUUCAUUGCAUUGCAGCAAAGAUAUGACAUAUUUUAGUAGGUUGAGUGCUAAAUUUGCAUUACAAGACCUGCAAUAUUGUUUCAGUUAGUUAGUUAGAGUUUUGCAAUAUUUGAAAUAUGUUUCACUCAUCAAAAAAAGCCAUAUAGGAAAAUUUAUCCACAAUUUGAAUGUCUUAAAAACUAUUUGAAUCAUUUAAAAAGUAGAAUAAGUCAAACUUGCAUGUGGUUUUGCUUUAAACACAGAUUCAUUUCUGACAUCAGAAUACCAAGACCCAUUAAUCUUCCCAUAGACAAAUCCUGGCUUGGUUGCCAUAUAUGAAGACUUUGAGUGUUUAGAUCCCGGAGAGAUGCAAGCCGUCCUCCUGUCAGAUCUGACAUAUGAAUCCCAGCAGAGAGCCCCAGUUGCUGCUGUGUUUGGCUGCUCGAGGAGCCAGCUGGUAUAUGUGUUAGCAGCUCUCUGUUUUUUCACCGUCCCUCAGCUGACUCUGUUGUCACCGGUUACAAACACAAGUCAGGAAGGGGUGGUGGGGCCUAUAGCCAUGAAGAAGCCCCUGUCAUUGUGUCAAAGGUUGCCCUCUGGUGGACACAGUAGACUUUUCUACCCGCUGCCUCCACAACACCUCCACCUACAAGUAUCUGCUCUCCAACUGCCUCCUUUUAGCCUUUUAAUAGUGUCCUAUUUUGGAUAAUGUUUAAAAUGUAGAAGGUCAUGAGGUAUGAGCGGUAACUAUUCAACAGAUACUUCAAAGGCUCGAGUCAUCAAGCGCCAGUUGCUUCAAAGUGUCACAGCCCAGAUCGCUGCUCUUCAUGUCCUCCAUUCCCUGAUGCUGCACUGACUACCUCUCUUGUCUGUUUUACCUCUGCUCAUAUCCAUAUUAUUCCUCAUCUGAUACCCCUGUUUCCAAGAGAUAGACAAAGAAACAGAGAGAGCUAGAGAGAGAUUGGGAAGAAUGAGAUCAGGACAGAGGCAAGGGGGACUGAAGCAAAAAAGAGAGAGGGGAGGGGGUUUCCCUGGGCACUGCCCCAGUCUUCUCCCGCGUCAGCUGGGGCACUGAAUGGCUGACGACUGCAUACCAAGCCUCCUUCUGGGUCUCAGUGCGUUCACGUCCCUGUUUCUGCCCAGCCAGGGCUAAAUAUAUUUCCCCAGUUUGCAAAUGUAGCACAAGUCCUGCAACCUGACCCCCAGCCAGUUCCAGCUCCCUUCCUCUACACAAGGUUCACGUUCCUCUGGGUUGUGGAGGUGGGGGGUGGAUAUGUGUGUGUGAGGGUGUGUGUGUGUGCGAAAGGGUUGGAGGUUAAGAGAGCGCUCACUUAGUUUCGGGCGCACGACACUCUUUUCUGGCUUUCUCUCCUGUCACACACACACAUACACUCACAAAUACACACAUACACUCAUGCACUUGUUAAGCUAGACACUCACACUAGGUCCCACGAUAUACACGUUACUCUGUCGGCGGACUCUGGCGUUGCCCCCUUGGUUUGCCGUGGUGUGGCGAGUGUGGCAAACGAGGUAUGGAGAGGACUGAGAGGAUUCAAAGGCCUGUGUUGGGCUCUGCAGACUCCUACACCAGCCGACCGUCGGACUCGGACGUGUCCCUGGAGGAGGACCCUGAGGCUCUGAGGAAGGAGGCCGACAGGCAGGCUCUCGCCACACUCGAGAAAGCAAAGACCAAACCAGUGGCAUUUGCUGUGCGUACAAAUGUUGGUUACAACCCAGGCCCCAAUGAUGAUGUUCCUGUGCAGGGCAUGGCCAUCUCCUUUGAAGCCAAAGACUUCUUGCACAUUAAAGAGAAGUACAACAAUGACUGGUGGAUCGGGCGUCUGGUGAAAGAGGGCUGUGAGGUGGGCUUCAUUCCCAGCCCGGUCAAACUGGAGAACACCCGUCUGCUGCAGGAGCAGAGGAUGAGGCAAAACCGACUCAGCUCCAGUAAAUCUGGAGGAAGUUCUAGUCUCGACGUUGCCACGGGAACCCGCAGGCCUACUCCACCUGGAACAGCUCACGUAGACAUGUCCACAGUGGCCUUUGACGUUGACCCCCUCGACCUGGAGGCUGAGGAGGCCCCUGAGUCCCAGGGUGACCCUCGCUCUUCCAAGAGCAUGUCAGGCAGCGUAACAUCCCCCCAGGCCAACAUCCACCGACUGCCCUUCUUUAAGAAGAUGGAGCAUGUCCCCCCUUACGACGUGGUUCCCUCCAUGAGGCCCAUCGUCCUAGUCGGACCUUCACUCAAAGGCUAUGAAGUGACGGACAUGAUGCAGAAAGCACUUUUUGACUUCCUGAAACACAAGUUUGAGGGCAGGAUAUCCAUCACACGGGUGACAGCAGACAUCUCUCUGGCCAAACGUUCAGUCCUCAACAACCCGAGCAAACACACUAUCAUUGAGCGCUCCAGUACCCGCUCGAGCCUGGACGUACUGGCUGAGGUGCAGAGUGAGAUCGAGCGUAUCUUCGAGCUGGCCCGAACUCUCCAGCUUGUUGCUUUGGAUGCCGACACCAUUAACCACCCCUCUCAACUGGCUAAGACUUCCCUGGCUCCCAUCAUUGUUUAUAUCAAAAUAGCUUCCCCUAAGGUUCUCCAGAGGCUCAUUAAAUCCAGAGGGAAGUCCCAGGCUAAACACUUAAAUGUGCAGAUGGUUGCAGCAGACAAGCUGGCUCAGUGCCCACCUGAAUUAUUUGACAUCAUCCUGGAUGAGAACCAGCUGGAGGAUGCCUGCGAACACCUGGCUGACUACCUUGAAGCCUACUGGAAGGCAACACACCCUCCAAGCAGCAACCCUCCCAACCCUCUGCUGAAUCGUACCAUGGCUACGGCAGCCCUGGCUGCCUCCCCAGAGCCCGUCUCCAACCUACAGGGGGCGUACUUGGUGCAUGGUGAGCAGAAGCGGGAAGGGCCUCUGACAGAGUGUGGUGGGAGCGGCACGCUGCAUGACUAUCAGACAGACCUGGGAGGGAAGCCCCAGCAGCAGCACCAGCAGCAAGCAUACCUGCGCUCCUCUCGUGGCCAGCUACGAGGAGGCAGCGGGCGAGGUCUUUCACGGCAAGACACCUUCGACUCGGAGACCCAGGGCAGCCGGGACUCGGCCUACACCGAGGCCGGUGACUCCUGCAUGGACAUUGAGACCGACCCCUAUGAGGAGCCUGAGCCCUACCGAGGAAGUGGGGGCAGCCGCCUCCACCUGGCGCAGCAUCUCGGCCGACAAGCCUCCUGGGAAGACGAAGGUGCCGAGCCAGACCAGGAAAACCGAAACCACCCUCCGAUGCCGAGCCAGACGCAUCCGCAUGGACGUGCCAAGCUGAGGGAGCGUUACUGCCAGGAUCCUGUGGACACAGGGGCCAACAUGAGCCGCAACAAGAACCAGGAUGACUGGGGGAGGGACGUCUACAUCCGCUGAACGGUCAUCAUACCACAGAGCCAAGGAAGCCCCUGGACAGACUGAGGACAGAGGGAGAGGAGGGGAUGGAGGGGAAAUGCUCUGGUUUUUGGGUUCAACAGGAACUGAAGUGUAGGUUUGGGGCCAUGCCGGUCAGGCUAACAAAAAAAUCUGUUUACAUCCCAGUACAAUGUAAAGAAAUACAUCAACUGCCAGAUGCCAUUCUCAUCAAGUUCUUCUUGUAAUUCAGUUUAUUUACAUUUAGAAAAAAUAAUAUUGGUCUUUUUUGUUUCUUAUGUUAAUACUGCAUGAAUAUCAUGGAUUUCUAUACUCACAGCACAAGGACAGUAAUUGUUACGACUCUGAUCUGUAUGAUUCGAUCCUCUCUUCGAUUGUAAAGUGCAAAGGUCGGUAGAGCCGUAGUGUAUCACGUCUGUCCUCUGCAGUCUUAAACAGGGUCUAAUGUCACGGUUCCCAUGUACGUACAGUGUCAGGGUUUCUCUUUACCUUAAGCUCACUCAGUGCUUUUGGCUUUCAGGGUUUCCUCCCAUACUGAUAUCCAGAAGUUUUGAGUCUCUCACCUCCACUUUCUUAUCACCCAGACCUUAAAAAGUUGGUGGAGAAGUUGCCAUAUUUUAGCACGUAAAUUUAUCAAUGUUGCUAUACUCAUGUCAGUGCGAUAACAAUGAAUAAUACACUCCAAAGAUGUUUACUUCUUCCCUGACCUGGUUCAGUCACCAUACCUGACUGUAUAUGUCUGACCCAGUCCUCCCAUUUCUGUUAUCCUCUUCUUCAUGGGUGCUGAGGGCACCUCCAGUUGUUCUCUGGUUUCCAAAUGUGGUGCAGAUUCAAAGUAGUUGUGUGAACGAAACGUCCUGCCUUAGUCACUCCCACCCCUUAUUUCAAGAAAACUCCAAUCACAAGUGCCGGAAUGUCUCGCCAAGCCAUGUCCGCCGCUGCUGCGGUGGGAUGUCUUAACUCUUGUUACACUCGUUUUCAUACCAUAUCUCUGUCUCUUUGUGUCUCGUGGCUGCUCCGUCCCAGCUCGUUGCUCAUCUCUUUUUUCUUUGCACCAGCUUCGUCGUCUGUUUUUCAGGGCUAACAGUUAUAUAAAAAGUACUUGUACGUGUGGUUAAUCACUUCGAACUUCCACCCAAACAGCUCGCUUGUCUAAUAUUAAAUACCACUCUCUUCUUACUCCUGAUUUCUGACUGAAUUAGUGUUGGGUUUUUGUUUUUUUCAGUGAACAUUUGCAUUAUUUUUUUCAAUCUUCAGUUCUUGUGAGCUAGUGAGAGGAGUAUAAAGUGGGCAGUGGGGGGGGGAUAGGAUCAGCUUUGGUCUUUACACAGUUAUCUAUAAUGGAGAAUCCAUGAAUGUCUUUGGUAGGCUGCUUUGGCCCACCCCCGUCUUCAGUUGAAUAAAUAAAUAUUAAAUAAUGAUCAGUAAAUAAUGUUAUUGUUGCGUUAUCGCAAUUGUUAAAAUGAUGAAAUAACAUGUAUCAUUGGUGCCUGAUUGUAGCUACAUUUUGCUUUUUCUGCCUUUCAUUUUUAAUCUGUGGAUAAAUUCGUAUUUUAAUUAAAAAUCGAAUAAGAAAAUGCCAUUGUGUCAUUUCAUUGUUACAGUGAGAUGUGAUGAACAAAAACAGCUGUCAAAAAUGCUAAAUGUCUGCACGUGUAUGUCUGCGUCGUGUUGUUUAUUCCACUGGAUACAUGUGAACACAUAGUUCAAUACAAAUCAUAGAGUAGAUUUGUUUUUCAAUAAAUUACAUGACAAUUAGUCAAAAUUGAUAUGAAAAGCAAAAGACAGGCUUGCUGCUUCCAUAGGAAUUAAGAGGGUAAGUAGCAGCCAGGUACUGCUAAUCAAAUGCACUUAAUUAAUUAAUCAUCAGCACCUCUGUGGAAGCAGAUAUUUUGAUAGUUUGCUGGUCUGGAGCAUUCAGCUGGGUGUUAACACAAUGCCACAAUUUCUCCAGGAAUGGAUGUCUCAACAAAUUUGCCCCAUGUCAGAAAAAUACCCAAGAGCUACAUCUCAAACUUGACAGGCUUCUGUUAGCAAUGCUAAAUGCUAAAGUGCAUCAUAGAAUAAUUAGAAUUAGAAUAAAGAAGGGUAUGAAUUGAAAGGUCGCAAUCAGAAAGCCUCUUCUCUCUAAAAAGAACACAGUAUCAUAGCUUCACAAAGAUGAAUCUGAACAAGCUACAAGAGUUGUGGAAUAAUGACCUUUGGAUAGAUGGGACCAAUGUGGGAAUGUUUACCCAUAAUGCACACCACCGGUUUAGCACAAAAACAUCAUAGCAACUGUGAAGCACAGUGGUGGAGGAGGGGGAAACUGUGCUUAUUUUGUUUUUGCAG